AUGACGUUGAUUGUUGACCGUGCCAUUGCUGACCAUGACAUUGAUGGGCCGGCCGUGCCGCGGCUGACGGCGGCGCGGUGCCGGCAGGGCGUGCGGUACCUGCACCACCGCGACGUGGUGCACGGGCGGCUCAAGUCGCGGAACUGCGUGGUGGACGGGCGCUUCGUGCUCAAGGUCACCGACCACGGCUACAACCAACUGCUGGAGGCGCAGCGCGUGCCGGCCCCGCCCCCGCAGCCCCACGCGGGGCGUGGCCACCCCCUCAAGCACCCUCCUAUUGCAUCCUGGUGCCCCCCGAAAGUAAAACCCCAAAACCGACCUCGAAAAUUAGUUCCUCACCCCAAAAAACUCCCGAGUCCCCCCUACUGCAUGCUGGGGCUGCCCCCCGAGGAGAUCAUCGAGAAGGUGCAGCGGCCGCCGCCCCUGUGCCGCCCCGCGGUGUCGGCCGACCAGGCACCGCUGGAGUGCAUCCACCUGAUGAAGGAGUGCUGGAGCGAGCAGCCCGAGAAGAGACCCACCAUCGACCAGGUCUUCGACCAGUUCAAGGGCAUCAACAAGGGCCGCAAGACCAACAUCAUCGACUCGAUGCUGCGCAUGCUGGAGCAGUACAGCAGCAACCUGGAGGACCUGAUCCGCGAGCGCACCGAGGAGCUCGAGAUCGAGAAGCAGAAGACCGACAAGCUGCUGACCCAGAUGCUGCCGCCGUCGGUGGCCGAGGCGCUGAAGAUGGGGACGCCGGUGGAGCCUGAGUACUUCGAGGAGGUGACGCUGUACUUCAGCGACAUCGUGGGCUUCACCACCAUCUCGGCCAUGAGCGAGCCCAUCGAGGUGGUGGACCUGCUCAACGACCUCUACACGCUCUUCGACGCCAUCAUCGGCUCCCACGACGUCUACAAGGUGGAGACCAUCGGCGACGCCUACAUGGUGGCCUCGGGGCUGCCCAAGCGCAACGGCAACCGGCACGCCGGCGAGAUCGCCAACAUGUCGCUGGACAUCCUCAGCUCCGUGGGCACCUUCAAGAUGCGCCACAUGCCCGAGGUGCCCGUGCGCAUCCGCAUCGGGCUGCACUCGGCCUAUCGCAUCCACGUGAACCAGCGCACGGUGGCCAUCCUGCUCUCGCUGCAGGAGGGCUUCAAGGUCGACAUCCGCGGCAAGACCGAGCUCAAG
Molecule: messenger RNA, 1167 nt
Organism: Passer montanus (Eurasian tree sparrow)
Lineage: Eukaryota; Metazoa; Chordata; Aves; Passeriformes; Passeridae
Product: retinal guanylyl cyclase 1-like
Exons: 8
Biological process (GO): receptor guanylyl cyclase signaling pathway; cGMP biosynthetic process; protein phosphorylation
Molecular function (GO): protein kinase activity; ATP binding; peptide receptor activity
Source: RefSeq, a predicted model, not a curated record